UCAAAGGAGGCAGUCUCUUGCCAAACCACCCGCGAGAGGAGAAGCAACUCCCUGCGCUCGAGAGGAAGGGAAAAGGCGACCUCGCGGAAAAUGGAAGACCAGCUCUUCCAGUUUCUGGCACUGCCGCGCGCACAAAGGCCAUGUGUGCCAGAAACCCGGAAGAAGAAUGGGCGAUGCCGUGCAUACCAGUUGUCUUUACAGCUACGUCCUCACCGAAACUGGGGCAGGAAGGAGGAGGACGGGGGCAUAGCUCAAAGAAACAGACAGCUCAUUCUCAACAGGAAACAGAUGAUUCAACCCAUCCUUGGCCACUCCUGGGACAUCGUAGAGAAGGGGCGUAUCAUGGCUCAUUUCAUCAAAAAUCAUCUGCAAUGAAUACUAUUGACAUGCCUCCAAUAUUCAAUCUUCUGGAAGUGGAGAAUCUCAAUGAAACCAAUGUAACCUGCAACAAUGGAGAGUGUAUCACUGUGGACUCCUUGUUGUGCCCAAAUAUGCUUAACAAAAGUGCUCUGCUCUAUACCCUGUCCUUUUUGUAUAUCUUUAUUUUUAUGAUUGGCUUAGUGGCCAAUUUUGUGGUUGUCUGGAUGAAUUUUCAAACAAAAAUUACUGGCUAUGAAACUCACUUAUACAUCCUCAACCUUGCUGUUGCUGACCUUUGUGUGAUCAUCACUCUUCCCAUCUGGGUAAUCUCCUUUGUUCAACACAGCCAGUGGAACAUGGGGGAAAUCUCAUGCAAGAUAGCUCACCUUGUGUUCUCCAUCAAUCUAUAUGGCAGCAUCUUCUUCCUGACAUGUAUGAGUGUGGAUCGGUACCUCUCAGUUGCUUACUUCCAACCUGCCAGCAGUGUUAAAAAGAAGAGACUCCGUUGUUGCAUUUGCAUCUUGGUAUGGCUCUUUGCCUUCUUUGCAGCCCUUCCUGAUACCUAUUACCUUAAGAUGGUUUCCUCCAACAAUGAAACCUAUUGUCGUCCUGUCUAUCCAGAGGAGACUGCAAAGGAGUGGCUAGCUGGCAUAGAGCUAACCUCUGUUAUUUUAGGUUUUGUCAUUCCUUUUCCUCUCAUUGCUGUUUCCAAUUGUCUUUUAGCCGCAGCUGUAUUGGCCUCUAAUGAUCAAGAGAGGAAGAGUAAUGUGAAAAUUAUUUUUUCCUAUGUCCUUGUAUUUCUUGUCUGUUGGCUGCCAUACCACAUAGCUGUGUUGCUUGACUUCUUGUUGGCCUUCCAUUUUAUACCCUUCAGUUGCCAAAUGGAGAACUUCCUUUAUGCAGCUCUUCACAUUACUCAGUGCUUCUCUCUGGUUCAUUGUUGCAUCAAUCCCAUUCUCUAUAGUUUUAUCAAUCAAAACUACAAGUAUGAACUCAUGAAAGCAUUUAUCUUUAAAUAUUCAGCUAAAACUGGCCUUACAAAGCUGAUUGAUACUUCCAAGGUUUCAGAAACUGAGUACUCUGCUUUGGAGCAAAAUGGUAAAUGAUCAUUGCUAUGCAAAAGACAUUGCUGGGGAAGCAGAUUACUCCUUUCCAAUAUAUAUAUCAGAUAUUUUGCAGUUAUACUGGCAGAUAAAUAUAUUUAACCAUGUAUUUGGUUAAUAUUGUGAGAGUAUAAAAUAUUGUAGUUUAAAUAUUAGAUCUUCAGUUUUCUAUUGAAAGAGUAGAUUGCAUAACAAAUUAAAAUUAUAUGUAUUUUAAGUUGGUCUUCAAAUUUUGUGACAACAUAGUUGUAAUAUAUAUUUUUAAAUAUUCAUUAUUGCAUGUUAAUGUUUCAUGACCUUUGGAUAUUCGUUUCUUUCAGCGCCUCAUCCUCCUAUUAGUAUGUUAUUUUUCAAAUGCUAUCUUGGAAAAUAAGAUGCAAACAAUACAGUAUGCUACUUGGGUGGGGUGGGAGGACAGAUGCACCUGAUAUUUAAUUUUAAAUUCUUUUUUAAAUCAAUAGCAAGUAUUCCUGGUGAUUACACUAUGGUUUCAUAGACAGCACUACAGAAGGGUUAUAGCAGGGGUCCCCAACCACUAGUUCCUCAUCCCAGUGCUGGACUGCAACCCAUUGGGAACUGGGGCAUGGAAGUGGUGUGCAUGCAUCUGCAAAGCUGCAUUUGUGAAAGUGGCACAUUGUGUGCACGAAACCAUCCCCUUACACCAGUCCACUGAGCCAGAAAGGUUGGGGACUGCUGGCUUACAGUAUCCUGUUGUGACGCACCUGCAUCAACUAGUUUACGAAUGGAUUCAAAAUAUUUAUGAACAGGGUGCCUCCAGUUUUUACCAGCAAUUUUCUUGUCACAAUCACAUAGACUUAUUGUGCAUAUGCGUGAGUGUGUAUGCAUAUGUAUGCUUCUGAAUAUAAUUGGUCUGUAGUCCAUUUGUGUUCUUUUUCUGAUCCUAAAAAUAUUCAAUAAACAGACAUGUUAAGAAAG
Ahaetulla prasina is the source of this 2399-nucleotide messenger RNA. RefSeq names its product atypical chemokine receptor 3 (gene ACKR3). The record is from RefSeq and is a predicted model, not a curated record. Gene Ontology annotation, biological process: chemotaxis; G protein-coupled receptor signaling pathway; angiogenesis. The transcript has 4 exons. Gene Ontology annotation, molecular function: G protein-coupled receptor activity; coreceptor activity; chemokine binding. NCBI's taxonomy places the organism in Eukaryota, Metazoa, Chordata, Lepidosauria, Squamata, Colubridae. Gene Ontology annotation, cellular component: membrane. Bases 141 to 1466 code for a protein of 441 amino acids.